UUCCCCAACCUUGUGCUCAACACCUAGGCCCCGUGUUUCAGCUUUGCCUCCUUUCCAUGGGCAACAGCCUGGCCAGAACCCUGUUGCCUGGCAACCUUGCCUCCACAGGUGGGACUCCAGUGGUCCACCAAGUAGUCCUCAGCAGACUGAUGGAACAGACUGGGGGUCCUAAGGGCACGAGAGACCCUACUAGGAAGUGCACUCUCCACCCCCAUGGAUGUGGCGGUGCCCAGGGGUGGGGUGAUAAUUGUUUCUCCUAGUACCUGAAGGACUCUUGUCCGAGAGUCAUGAAUUCCUAGCAUUCCCUGUGCCAGGACAGGACGGGGAGAUGGGGGCAGGGGAGAGGGUACAGCCCCACCUAGGGCUGUGGCCACAUCAGUGAGAGGCAGACAGAGCCAGGAGCCUGGACAGGAGGCAGGAUGGCAGCAAGGGGAACAGCUGGAGCCUGGGUGCUGGUCCUAAGUCUGUGGGGGACAGUGGUAGGUGGUCAAAAUCUCACAGUCCGGAUUGGGAAGCCACUGGUGCUGAACUGUAAGGGUGCUCCCAGGAAACCGCCCCAGCAGCUGGAAUGGAAACUGAACACAGGCCGGACAGAAGCUUGGAAGGUCCUGUCUCCCCGGGGAGAACCCUGGGAUAGCGUGGCUCAAGUCCUCCCCAAUGGCUCCCUCCUCCUGCCAGCCAUCGGGAUCCAGGAUGAGGGGACUUUCCAGUGCCGGGCAAUGACCCGGAAAGGAAAGGAGACUAAGUCCAACUACCAAGUCCGAGUCUACCAGAUUCCUGGGAAGCCACAAAUUGUUGAUCCUGCCUCUGAACUCAAGGCUGGUGUCCCCAGUAAGGUGGGGACAUGUGUGUCCGAGGGGGGCUACCCUGCAGGGACUCUUAGCUGGCACUUGGAUGGUAAACCUCUGAUACCUGAUGGCAAAGGGGUUUCUGUGAAGGAAGAGACCAGGAGACACCCUGAGACAGGACUUUUCACACUCCAGUCAGAGCUGAUGGUGACCCCAGCCCGGGGAGGAGCGUCCCACCCUACCUUCUCCUGCAGCUUCAGCCCUGGCCUUCCCCGACAACGAGCCCUGCACACAGCCCCCAUCCAGCUCAGUGUCUGGGGCGAGCACAGAGCCCCAGAGCCUGUGCCUCUGGACCAAGUCCAGUUGGUAGUGGAGCCAGAAGGUGGAGCAGUAGCUCUUGGUGGUACUGUGACCCUGACCUGUGAAGCUCCCACCCAGCCCCCUCCACAAAUCCACUGGAUCAAGGAUGGCACACCCCUUCCCCACCCUCCCAGCCCAGUGCUGCUCAUCCCUGAGGUAAGGCCUCAGGAUCAAGGAACCUAUAGCUGUGUGGCCACCCACCCCAGCCAGAGGCCCCAGGAAAGCCGUGCCGUCAGCAUCAGCAUCAUCGAAACAGGCAAGGAGGGACCAACUGCAGGCUCUGUGGGAGGGCCUGGGCUGGGAACUCUAGCCCUGGCCCUGGGGAUCCUCGGAGGCCUUGGGGCAGCAGCCCUGUUCAUUGGGGCCAUCCUGUGGCAAAGGCGGCAACGCCGAGGAGAGGAGAGGAAGGCCCCAGAAAACCAGGAGGAGGAGGAGGAAGAGCGUGCAGAGCUCAAUCAGUCAGAGGAGCCUGAGGCAGCAGAAAGCGGUGUCAGAGGGCCUUGAGGAGCCCACAGACACCUCUACCCUUAAGCUCCCUCUUCUUUUCCCCACACUGUUUUGGACCCAGACCAGUUGUCCCCUGUAUAACCUCUACCCACCUUGCCAAACUUUCUUCCACAACCAAAGCUUCCAAUGAAUAGUGACGAGUAAACUCCUGACAUAUCUUGC
Phyllostomus discolor (pale spear-nosed bat) is the source of this 1817-nucleotide messenger RNA. RefSeq names its product advanced glycosylation end-product specific receptor (gene AGER). Lineage: Eukaryota; Metazoa; Chordata; Mammalia; Chiroptera; Phyllostomidae. The coding region runs from base 420 to 1652 and encodes 410 amino acids. The record is from RefSeq and is a predicted model, not a curated record. Gene Ontology annotation, cellular component: plasma membrane. Gene Ontology annotation, molecular function: signaling receptor activity. The transcript is spliced from 11 exons. Gene Ontology annotation, biological process: regulation of inflammatory response; regulation of p38MAPK cascade.